CGCGCUACUUGGCGGCUGAAGCUCUGAGGUGGCUGAGGCCACGGGAGGAUCGCCGAGGGGAGGAGACUGACAGGAAGCAGCUUGGUCGAGGACCCCCGGGGAGAGCAGAGAUGGGACACAGGAUAGAUACGUGGAGCCCGAGAUGGCAUUACCUACCAUUCCUUCCUCCUGGCCGACUCGCAACAGACUGCUAGAAAGGCAAAUUGUGAAUCACCGAGAACAGGAAGCCCGGUUUCGGCAGCAGUGGGAUACCAACAGUCGCUAUUUCAAAGAUUUCGACGUCUGGAGCUCUAAACAGGCCCAGUGGACCUCAAGAAAAUGCUACCAGCAGAGUAUGCAAGCGUAUGAAGAGCAGAAACUAAGGGAGGAAAAGAAAAAGAAUUUGACAGAAAGACAGAGACGGCUCUUUAAACUCCUGGCAGAGGAGAAGAGUCAGUUUGCCGAGGAAUUGAAACAGAAGAGGCAAGACUUAGCUUCGAGAGAGAAAGAUGUGAGAGAAAGAAGCGAAAAAUUGAAGUCUGCCAGAGAACAAGAAAGGAAAAUGGUUGCCGAACAGCUUCUCUAUGAACACUGGAAAAAGUCAGACCCAAGAUUUCGACAGAUUGAAUCAGAUCUUCACAAGAAACAUGUGAUAGACUCCUGGGAAACCCAGCUGUCUGAAAGAAAACAGCAAGAGACAGCCAACAAGGAAGAACAAAGACGGUUCGAAAACCAAUACGAAAUUGCCAGAAGGGAAGCCUUAGAACGGAUGAAACAGGAAGAGGAAAAGAGACACCUGGAGGGCAGGCAGCAGGCAGAGGCUUUGCUCCAACAAAUGGAAGAGCUCAAACUGAAGGAAAUGGAGGCAACAAAACUGAAGAAAGAACAAGAAAAUUUGCUGAAGCAGCAGUGGGAGCUUGGCUUAUUGGAGGAGGAAAGAAAGAAUAUGGAGGAAUACAGGAAGAAAGCUGAACUCGGGCGCUUUUUGAGACACCAGUAUAACGCCCAGCUGAACAGACGUGCCCAGCAAAUCCGAGAGGAGCUGGAGGCAGACAAGCGGAUCCUCUUGGCCCUCCUGGAGAAGGAAGAUGAGGAGCAGCGCCGUGAUUCAGCCCGGCGGGAACGAGCAGCUGCAGAUGCUGCCUGGAUGAAGCAGGUCAUCGAGGACCAAUUAAAGAUCGAGAAAGCUCGAGGGGCCGAGCUACAAGUGUUGUACAGGGAAGAGGCUAAACAGAUGUGGGAGAAGAGAGAGGCAGAGUGGGAGAGAGAGAGGCAAGCACGAGACCGACUGAUGAAAGAGGUUCUUACAGAGAGACAACAUCAACUCAAAGAAAAGAUUGAACUAAAUCGGCGUGCUCAAGAGGAAGCCUUGAAGUACAGGGAACAUCUUAUUCGAGGUCUGGAGGAGGCGAAAGAGGAGACCCGGAGAGAAAGAGCCGAGGAGGCAGACUUGAAAACUGCUCGUAAACGGGAGCUGGAGGCACAGGUCGCAGAGCGCCAUCUUCAAGACAAGGAAGAGCUGGAACAACAGAGAAAGGCGGAUGAAGAGGCCUGGCUCGCAGACCAGCUAGCAGAGAAACUCGUCCAGCAGGAGGCAAACCUAAUGACUAAGCGCGGCUAUCAGUCAAAGCCUUAUGGUCGUCCCAAAAUUGCCUGGAACUGAACCUGGAUGCCCAGCAAGCACUUUAGCCCGAGGACACUGAGGCGUAGGUUAUGUUGCUAAUGAACCUGAUCAGGUAUUCCGGGAAUUCAAAAUAAACAUUAUAUUAUGCUCACCCCUUCCGAAAGGUUCGCCAUAGCGCUACUCAGUGAGUUGAAAGGGGACAGGACUAGGCUAGACCUUAAGGGGCCGGGGUCAUGUGGAGACAGGCCACCGUAAAACUUAGGCCUUUUCAGUUGGAAAAGUGUAAUAUGGGUAAGCACUUAGAAUGUUUUCAAAUAGCCUUCUAUUUAACUUUAUUUAGAAAUAGCAUAAAAUUCUUAAUUAUUAAGUGUUGGGAGUUGGACCCUUCAGGAAGAAUUUUGAUGUGAACUAUAAGUUAAUAGAACACAUGAGACAUGAUGCAUCUUUCCUCUUGGCUCCAGCUCUAAUAAAUGUUAUGGUUAGUGAUAUUGUCAACCUGUUGUUUAAAUAUAUUUAUUUAUUAGAGAUAUUAUUCAAUAAAUU
This is a messenger RNA of Gracilinanus agilis (Agile Gracile Mouse Opossum), 2146 nucleotides long. It is a transcript of the gene TCHP, whose product is annotated as trichoplein keratin filament binding. Bases 143 to 1642 code for a protein of 499 amino acids. Gene Ontology annotation, cellular component: keratin filament. The record is from RefSeq and is a predicted model, not a curated record. Lineage: Eukaryota; Metazoa; Chordata; Mammalia; Didelphimorphia; Didelphidae. Gene Ontology annotation, biological process: apoptotic process. The transcript is spliced from 14 exons.